AUGGAAAAUAACGUGGUAAAAAAAUAUAAAGUUAUACAAAUACCAUGGAGUAAAUCUCCAUUCAGAAGACAAAUUUCAACACGUUGCAGCGAAAUAAAAAAUAAGCUAUACGGUCAUCAUGAUGAUCAAUCAUAUGCCAAAGAUGUACUGACAAUAGAACGUGUUAAUGAUGAUUGCCUGGCUGAAAUAUUCAUGUAUCUUCCAGCAUGUGAAAGACCAAAAAUUGCAUUGGUAUGCAAACAAUGGAAAAGAGUCCUUGAUUAUUACUCUUGGUUUAAUGUCAAAAAACUUGAACUAACUUAUUGGAGAUAUCAUAAGGACUCAAAUUUUUUAACGAAAAAUUAUCCAACAAUCGAUAGACAAUUUAGUUUUUUGAAAUCGCUUCUUAAUAAGUGUGGUCGUUAUUUAACAAAAUUAGACUUGACAGCAUAUAACCAUUGUAACAUAGUACCAGUUAUCAAUGAAUCUUGUCCAAAUCUCGUAGAACUUCGAAUAAGAAUUGAAUAUAUUGACGAUGCAAUAUUAGAUAAUGCAUUUACACGUCUUUUGAAACUAAAAGUAUUGAAAAUUAUAUUUCAAUGUUUUAAAACGCGCGAUACAUUAAUACCUUUUACUUUAAUCAACUCAUUUUUAAACGUUGCUGAUACAUUGACUGAACUGAAUUUGUCAAAUUGGACUGAAUGCCUGGAGGACUAUACUAAUUUUCCACGUGCAAUGACUCGUGUAAGUUAA
Molecule: messenger RNA, 732 nt
Organism: Aphidius gifuensis
Lineage: Eukaryota; Metazoa; Arthropoda; Insecta; Hymenoptera; Braconidae
Exons: 3
Coding region: 1-732 (243 amino acids)
Molecular function (GO): protein binding
Source: RefSeq, a predicted model, not a curated record